Molecule: messenger RNA, 3167 nt
Organism: Hyaena hyaena (striped hyena)
Lineage: Eukaryota; Metazoa; Chordata; Mammalia; Carnivora; Hyaenidae
Gene: PIGV
Product: phosphatidylinositol glycan anchor biosynthesis class V
Exons: 4
Coding region: 1149-2630 (493 amino acids)
Biological process (GO): GPI anchor biosynthetic process
Cellular component (GO): endoplasmic reticulum membrane; mannosyltransferase complex
Molecular function (GO): GPI mannosyltransferase activity; alpha-1,6-mannosyltransferase activity
Source: RefSeq, a predicted model, not a curated record
GCCCCGCCUAGGAGGUCGAGACGGGCCGGCGAUGUGGACCAGGCGCCAGCUCGGGAGCUUUGGAGUUCUCGGGGGAGGGAGGUCGUCAAACGGAGGCCGAGGGAAAUGAGGCGGAGGCCGCCGAGAAGCGAGGAGCCCCGCCCCUCCGCCAUAGCGGCUUCCCGGUGCCGCCUCUUCCUUUACAGCCUCCCGCCCUGCCCUGCCUUCCGGCCUGACGCCUGGGCCCCGCCGGCCCCCUUGGGAGUAGCCCCUGAGCCAUGGCCCCCUUUGGGAGAAGAGGUGCCCACUGUCCGUUUGGGACUGUGGCCGAAAGGAAAGGGUUAGAAUGGGCUUCGGACUCGGCUGGGCUGGCAGAAUGCGGCUUCUGGCUCGCGACAGCCAGCGAGGCCUCUGGCUCCGAGGACCCUGAGUCACGGAAAUUUACUCACUCCACAGGGGAUGCUCCAAGGGAGCAUCCAAGGGUCCAGGGCUCCGAUUCAGGCGUCCCCAGAGUCUCAGAUAGGGCCCUCCCUGCCCUAAGCAUACCCAGUAAGAGCAUGCGCCGUCUUCGGACAAGUAUUGGGCUAGGACUUGGAAGACCUGGGUUGUUGCCCUGGCCUGAAAGAGCACAUCGCCUUUGGCCCGGGUGAGGGCUGGUCGGAAGACCAUGAAGUUCCAGAAGGAAAAAAAAAUGACAUUCUCUUUAAAUAUAGCCUAGGCUCUGUCACUUGACCCCAAUGAGCCUCAGUUUCCACAUCCAUAAACUGGCGAUGGUAAUUAUACUGGCCUCACAGGGUCUAAUGAGAUCUCUGAUGUAAAAGCCAUGGAGAUUUUUAUUACCACCCUGGGUAUAUUUAACUCACGGGAAAAUAGAGUAAAACUAGUUGCCCUGUAAAUGUCCUGCUAAUUCAAGAAUCUGUGAUUUCGCAAAGGGGCUGUUGGGAAGUGCGGUCUGCAACUAGCUAAGAAGGACAACUCACUGGUUUUGUUUUUUUACUUGAUUUACCUGUAAGCUAAGAAUAGGUUACAAGUCUCCUGUGGUCGCUGGGGCUAGAGCUUGCUUGACUCUGGAGAGAGGAAAGGAAGAAUGGAAGCCUGGUGAAGAGGCAGAGAAGCCCGAGGGAGCUUAGUCCUGGCAGCAACACCCCUGAAUUCCUGCUGGUGAGAGGAUGUGGCCCCUGGAUCCGUCCAGGAAAGAGGUGCUGAGGUUUGCCAUCAGCUGCCGUGUCCUGACUUUGGUGCUGCAGGCUUUCUUCAAUGCCGUCAUCCCAGAUCACCGUGCAGAAGCCUUCUCUCCUCCUCGCCUCGCCCCCUCGGGCUCUGUGGACCAACUUGUGGAAGGUCUUUUGGGUGGCCUGUCUCACUGGGAUGCUGAACACUUCCUGUUCAUUGCCGAGCACGGCUAUCUGUAUGAGCACAACUUCGCCUUCUUCCCUGGCUUCCCCCUGGCUCUCCUGCUGGGAGCGGAACUCCUGAGACCCCUGCGGGCAUUACUGAACCUACGGAGUUGCCUGUUGAUCUCAGUAGCAUUGCUCAAUUCCUUGUUCUCCGUGCUGGCUGCAGUCGCACUUCACGACCUGGGCUGUCUGGUUUUGCACUGUCCCCGCCAGGCCUUUUACGGAGCCCUGCUCUUCUGCCUCAGCCCGGCCAAUGUCUUCCUGGCAGCUGGUUACUCAGAAGCUUUGUUUGCCCUUCUGACAUUCAGCGCCAUGGGGCAGCUGGAAAGGGGCCGAAGCUGGACUAGUGGACUCCUCUUUGCCCUUGCCACAGGUGUACGCUCCAAUGGGCUGGUCAACAUUGGCUUCCUCGUGUAUUCUCAGUGCCAAGGCUUUCUGUCUUCUCUCCUGGUGCUGAAUCCUCUGAGACAACUCUUGAAGCUGAUGGGCUCUGUGUUCUUCUCUGUGCUCAUGCUUAGCCUUCCCUUUGCCCUCUUUCAGUAUUAUGCCUAUACCCAGUUCUGUCUGUCAGGCUCAGCCCACCCCAUCCCUAAGCCCUUGCUGCAGUUAGCUGUAGACAAGGGCUACCGGAUCGUGGAGGGAAAUGAGCCACCUUGGUGCUCCUGGGAACUUCCCCUAAUAUACAGCUAUAUCCAAGACGUCUACUGGAAUGUUGGCUUUUUGAGAUAUUAUGAGCUCAAGCAGGUGCCCAAUUUCCUACUGGCUGCACCAGUGGCCCUACUGGUUGCCUGGGCAACGUGGACAUAUGUGACCACCCACCCUUGGCUCUGCCUUACUCUUGGGAUGCAAAGGAGCAAGAAGAGUAAGACCCUAGAAAAAUCUGAUUCUGGAUUCCUCAGCCCUCGGGUGUUUGUGUACGUGGUCCACGCUGCAGCACUGCUGCUGUUCGGCAGUCUGUGCAUGCAUGUUCAGGUUCUCACCAGGUUUCUAGGUUCCUCCACUCCUAUUGUGUACUGGUUUCCAGCUUGCUUACUUCAGGAUCAAGAGCCACUGCUGAAAUCCCUAGAGACUGGGUCUUGGAAGCCGCUUGCAGGGGACUCCCCACCAGGACAAAAGGUCCCCAGGAAUUCAAUCAUGGGACUUUUGUACAACUGGAAAACCUGUUCUCUAGUCACACGUUGCAUUCUGAGCUACUUCCUGUCUUACUGGCUCCUGGGACUACUCCUGCAUUGCAACUUCCUGCCUUGGACAUGACCGGGAGUCUCCGGGGUCUGGAAGUACAGAUACAUACUGGGACUGUCUCCGCUGCCCUGGGACCCUUGCUCCGUCCAUUAGAACGCCUCUGUCUCUCUCUCUCAACGCUGGUCAGGACUGGGAGAAGUAUAAGCCACUGGAGAGCCCCUGCUGGUCCUGGCUGUGGCAAAUUUUGAGUAGUAGCUGCUUUCUCUGUAAGUGAAGAAAUCAUACUCCAGGUCUAAAGUUACACUUGGAUCUGUUCCCUCCACCAAGCAAAGCAAAGAUAGUUACAGACUUACCACUGACCCACAUGUAAAUUUAAACGUAAAUUAUUUACAUGUCAGUUUCAGCAAAGGCUCUAGCCGAUAGGCUGGUAGUAGUCCACACGUGAUGGCGGAAGUCUGAACAGGAUAAUGGCAGUAAGAAGCAAAGUGGGACCACCUUUUCAAAAUGGGACAUUGUUUCUGAUUAUUUUUUUCAUGAUUUCUUCAUUUAUUUAUAUGAAAAAAACUUGUAAAGAUAAGCAAAUUAAACUACUUUUGGUUAUGCAUGCAA